Molecule: messenger RNA, 1899 nt
Organism: Esox lucius (northern pike)
Lineage: Eukaryota; Metazoa; Chordata; Actinopteri; Esociformes; Esocidae
Gene: wdr53
Product: WD repeat domain 53
Exons: 2
Coding region: 355-1614 (419 amino acids)
Molecular function (GO): protein binding
Source: RefSeq, a predicted model, not a curated record
AGCUAUGUUAUGUAUUUUUGUAUAUAUAUAUAUAUAUAUAUAUAUAUAUAUGCGUUAUUUCGCUAUUGACAUCAAGCAAGUGUUUCGAUGGAUGAUAGUGUUGACAACCUAUCUAACUAGAGCAAUGUUGCAUUCAAAACAACUAUUCACAUGGUUGUUUUGACUUAAGCAGACAAUACCUAAACGUACAUGUUUUAUUUUUAAUAGCUUAUUAAUAUCAUUACUGGUUUUGUUUCGCCUAUAUUAUAGGACUACAAUUAGUUAACUAUUCAUGCCAUUUUUAACUGCAGAAUUAUUGUUAUACUAGAUUGCUCGAUUCCCUUUAAGUUAAGCAGACAGACAUGUUGUUUGCAAAUGAAACCAGCUUCACUAAGCCUCAGUUAUCUAGUAUUUAUUCUGCUUCUGUCUAGGUGUUCCAAUGUGAUCAUGGCCAGCAGGCAGUUGUGUGAGGGCCAUUCCACACCUGUGCUGUGUGUGGGGGCUUUUGAGGGUGCUGAUGGCUUCUUAGCCUCUGGCUCAGAGGAGGGUGAAGUGACUGUGUGGAAUAAGGAGGGAACUGUGUUAGCAACUCUAGGUCUGGUCAGCAGGGAUGACGUGACUAGUGCUGUGUUCUCCCCGGAGGCUCCAGGCCUGUUGUACGUUUCCCACGGAGAGACUGUGAGCGUAUUGGACCCCCGCAGCCUGAAGGGAGUCGUGGAGGAGCUGCAGGGGGCAGGGAAGGAGGAGAUCAACUCUUUGGCUUUGAACGAGACGGGCUCAGCUCUGGCCGUGGCUGACGACUCGGGGGUGGUCAGGGUGCUCGAGCUGCCAGGCAGCAAAGCAAUCAGGACUCUCCGCCGACACACAAACAUCGUCUCAUCAGUGGCUUUCCGCCCCCUCAGGCCCAACAACCUGGUCUCAGCCGGGCUCGACAUGCAGGUGAUGUUGUGGAGCCUUCAGAAGACCCGCCCACUGUGGACCCUCAACCUGCAGGAAGUGGUGGAGGAGGAAGAUGGGAAUCAGCAGAAGGCCGGUCAGCUCUUCAAUCCACCUCUUGCGCACUGCGUCACAGUGGCAAGCUGCGGGAACAUUGUGGCCUGUGCAGCGGAGGAUGGACACGUGCACCUGAUGCGAAUUGGCAGCGGCUCCAAGCUGGACCAGCAGGGGGCGUUCAAGGCCCACAGUCAGGGAGUCUCGCAGGCCCACUUUCUCAGCUUCUUACCCCACCCGUACUGGCUGGCUACUGGGGGCAACGACGGCCUGGUGGCCCUCUGGGACCUCAGCCAGAACCAGGUAGUCACUUGUGAAGAUAAGGCCAAGCCACAAGCAGUACCAGCCAACCGCAGAAGACCCAAGGCCAGAGCUAAAGCCAAACUCCAGUCCCAGGCUAAGCCUAAAGCCCAGGAGGAAAAGGAGACUGUGGAGGGAGAGGAAAAAAAGGAAGAGGGUGUGGAGGGCAGCAGCAUGGGUCAGUCACCAGGCACAGAGGAGUCCCUGAAGACAGGCCCGAAGCUCAGCUUCAACCAUGGGGACAAGGUGAACUGGGUGUGUCCUGCUCUGCUUAGAGGGAAGCCAAGCCUGGUGGUGGCUGACCAGAGCCCUAACCUGACGGUGUACUCCCUUGCGGGCCUGUAGAACUGUGUAUACUUCACUGUUAGAUGGGUAGUAGAUGGGUCUUUUUACAGAAUUUUGCUGUCUAGUUUAUAGUAUCAUCAGCCUGGCUGUUCACUAUCUAGCUGGGCUAUAGGACAGCUGUUAAGUGUGACAGAAACAUUGUAAGCCAGGUAUGUGCUCACUCUCUAAUUAAUCGUAACUGACCGAAAAUGCCCCAAUAUACUUUUGGGCAGAGGUGUAAAAAGUACAAAGUAAAAGUACUCAACUGGGUUCGGCUGUGUUCACCACUUUUGGGAAGUAUCUAAU